AUGUCCGACGAAAAUCCCAUCCAAGUACACGCCGUGAUGGGUUCCAUUUUCGCAGUAACAGCGGCCAUCGAGUACGCGCGUACAGGUCGCCCCAAACCUUUCGGUCCAAAUUACUCGACAAACACGGCUUUAGCCCUCUCAAUGUUGGCCUUCAUUGCCGGCGUAGUAAAUUUUGCUCGCACAGGUUCGGUCUCUUCUAUUGCCGCCGGCCUCACUUUCUGUGCUCUCUACCUUCUCAGCUUUGUGCAUCUGCAAGCGGGACAGUGGCAUGGGUACGAGAUCGCCUUGCUGGCCUCCAUUGUGAUGGGUAUUGGUUUCCUGCCACGUAUUGUCGAAGUAGUGGGGAGACCACUUCCUCGGGAAUUUUGUCUGCUGGGCUUGUACGGGACUGUCAUUUUCGCGAAUGCCAUUCAUUUCUGGCUAGGGUUGGGUCUAUCGCUGUCUUUCGCUCUGUUGGCGGUUGGCGAUGAUGCACUUCGCUUUUUCAAGGAGACGAGACUGCCACUUAACGAGCCCGAGUGA
Molecule: messenger RNA, 522 nt
Organism: Penicillium canariense
Lineage: Eukaryota; Fungi; Ascomycota; Eurotiomycetes; Eurotiales; Aspergillaceae
Product: TMEM14 family protein
Exons: 2
Coding region: 1-522 (173 amino acids)
Cellular component (GO): membrane
Source: RefSeq, a predicted model, not a curated record